Messenger RNA from Prorocentrum cordatum, 516 nucleotides. The record is from the annotation of a GenBank genome assembly. Lineage: Eukaryota; Dinophyceae; Prorocentrales; Prorocentraceae.
AGCCGAUUCGGCUCGGGGGCAUGGCCGUGAGUUCGGGCAGGAGCGGCGGGCGCCGUCUGGCCAAGAUGGGUGCCCGCACACUGUCACGGGGGCUCUUCCUUGCGUCCGCUGCCACCACCGGCUUCGCCUAUGAUGACCCUGGGCUCCUCGAGGCGCAGGGGCUGUCUCACUACAUGCACUGGAAGCACUACCUCCCGGACUGCCGGCCUCGGGACCCCAGCCGCCCCUCCGAGUUUGAUGCCUCUCGCUCCGCGGGGUGCACGUCCGGACCACGCAGGGUCAAGUCGUUGUGGGGCCUCCUGGAAGAUUGUUGGUGGCUCCUUGGAGGGCUCUUUUGGGGCCUCUUGGGGCUUCGUUGGGGCCUCUUUGGGGUCUCUUGAGGCCUGAGGGGGGCGUCUGGACUGCUGGCCUCGGGACCGCAGCCACCCCUCCGAGACUGCUUCGCGGGCCUGCGCCGCAUUCGCCGACUCCCUGGGGGCCCUGGGGGUACAGUCGGGGCCCAUGAAGAAGGAACCC